Messenger RNA from Sporisorium graminicola, 546 nucleotides. RefSeq lists its product as uncharacterized. The transcript has a single exon. Bases 1 to 546 code for a protein of 181 amino acids. The record is from RefSeq and is a predicted model, not a curated record. NCBI's taxonomy places the organism in Eukaryota, Fungi, Basidiomycota, Ustilaginomycetes, Ustilaginales, Ustilaginaceae.
AUGAAGUUUGUGCCCUUUCGUCUCCUCUGCAUCCUCACCAUCCUCUUGCUUGCCCUCUCGGGAAGCUUUGGUGCCAGGGGCGGUAACGCCAACAUGCAAGCCACACCCGACGUCGAGGAUGGCGUGGAUGCCAUGGAAGACGAGGCAGAGUACCGAGCACGCGUUUCGCAUUUUGAACAGCACUUCGGUCUUGGAAGCCGCUGGUUCAGCGGUGGAGUUGGAAACACAGCGCAAACAGUUGCUCGGGCUCAAGAUCACGUAAACAGCGCAGGGGCCAAAUUUUUGCUGCUUGCAGAUCCACUUGAUCGCAGAGGUCAGGACAAGGUGGCAUAUACUCCGUUUGUACGCACACAGCAAGGUCGGUCGCGGUACGGCAUCAUGAUGAUCAGUUUGACGCCGCAGACCUGGGGGGAGCUCAUCGGCGAGGGCUACUUCCCACAUGGGCAGAAUUCAGCUGCUUGGUUCAACCACUUCGAAGGCCACGCCCCAGUGGUAAAUACGGAAAUCCUCAGAGAUUAUGGCCGGUACGCUCUGACUUUGCUCUAG